AUGUUUAAGAUAAAAAAAAAAGACUCUUCAAAAAACUCUGAACAACGUGUUCUUUCCAGAAACAGCGACUCUAUAAAUAAUAAUAAUAAUCAAUUAGCUGUUGCUAUAAACAAUAAAACCGGCGCCGCUCUUAAUUUCAUUUUAAAAAAAGCUCCAAAUUUUAUUCCAAACGUUAUCAACACUGCAAAAAUAAUAACUCCAAAUUUACAAAAGAAAACUGAUAAAAAUAAGAGUAAAAAUGCUGAUGUUGCUGCCGCUGCUGAUAUUUCUAUUAUAAAUAAAUCUUCCUCUUCUCCGGUGGUCAUUCAUACUUCUUCUUCUCUCUUAAAUUCUCCUUCUAUAACUCCUGCUCAAAAACGUGGCUCUAGGUCUUUAAAUGGUGAUAUCGGUAAUCGUCCUGAUCAUCAACGCCGUCCUUCUGAACCAACAGGAUUAGAUAAAAGUACUUUACUUUCCGAUUAUUCUAAUCUAUCUUCUUCAAUUAAUAUCAAAGAUUCUUCAAGUAUUUAUGGUGCUGUACCUAUUUUACCUUCUUCCGGAAAAAAAGAUACCGGUCUUUAUGGUGCUGUACCUGCCAUCAAUGUUCAUCAUGUCGAUAUUACUAAUGGUUUACGUAUUAAUCGUUCCGCUUCAAUAUCAAACGUUCCUAUCAUUAAAGAAGGUUAUUUAAACAAAAAAAUUGAUUUUGACUAUUAUUAUGGUGAAAUUUGUUAUGAGAUAGAUCGUACUGUUGCUAUGCGAUUCAAGAAGCAUGUAUGUUUACUUAUAUUUGAGGACAAUGUUAUAAUAUGUAAACGUAAAUGGGUAAGAUAUACUAGUGCAAAUUUAAUAAUUGAUGCUAUGGGAUUUGGUGAUUGGGAUACUAGAUCUAUUAGUAGUACUCGUGGUAUACCUGAUAAUGAUACUUUUUCAAUAAAUAAAGGUAAAGGUUAUUAUACAAAAUGGAAACUUGAUGCUAGUUAUUCAAUUCAUAGUGUAGAUGUUAUUCCAGAUCCAAAUUUACCUAUGGGUUAUUCUCCAUAUAUAGCUCCUUCUUUACAACCUUCAUUUAAUGCAAAUAGAAAUGAUGAUACUUCUUCUUUACGAUCUGUUUCUUCUAAUGUAUCAGCUAUUGCAAAUGUUUCUUCAACUUCUGGUGUUAUUCUUUAUUUAAAUAUUGUAGAUAAUGGUGAAAAAGAUAGUUAUCGAGUUUUUGUUGCUUCUAGUAAUGAAGUUAGAUCUUUAUGGAUUUCAAAAUUAUGGGAUGCUAAAAAAGCAAAUUUAAGAAAAUUAAUGAAAUUAUCUGAUAAACAUUCAAAAGGUCAGAAUAAUGACUUUGAUCAAAAUAAUGGUUUAACAACUAUACAAAAUGGUAUACGAGGUGGUGGUGGUACUAAUGGUUCUCAAGAUCAUACAGGAACUGUUGGUGAUGAAAAACCUGAUAAUACAACACCAAGAAGGAGAGCAUUUUGGAAUACUGGUAAACAUCCUGAACUAAUAAUUAAAGAAAUUGAUGUACCGGUAAUUAUAGAACAAUCUGAGCAAAUUAAAGAAAUUGAAGUACCGGUAAUUAUGGAGCAAUCUGAGCAAAUAAAAGAAAUCGAAGUACCAGUAGUUGUGAAGCAAUUUGAGGAAAUUAAGGAAAUCGAAGUACCAGUAGUUGUGAAGCAAUUUGACCAAAUUAAAGAAAUUGAAGUACCAGUAGUUGUGAAGCAAUCUGGGCAAAUUAAAGAAACUGAAGUACCAGUAGUUUUGAAGCAAUCUGAGCAAAUUAAAGAAACCGAAGUACCAGUAGUUGUGAAGCAAUCUGAUCAAAUUAAAGAAACCGAAGUACCAAUAGUUGUGAAGCAAUCUAUGGAAAUAUCUGGGCAAAUUAAAGAAACUGACGUUCCGUUAGUAAUGGAGAAAUCUGAGCAAAUUAAAGAAACUGAUGUUCCGUUAGUUAUGGAGAAAUCUGAAGAAAUUGAUGUUCCGUUAGUUAUGGAGAAAUCUGAAGAAAUUGAUGUACCGUUAGUUAUAGAGAAAUCUGAGCAAAUUAAAGAAACUGACGUACAGUUAGUUAUGGAAAAAUCUGAGCAAAUUAAAGAAACUGACGUACCGUUAGUUAUUGAGAAAUCUGAGCAGAUUAAAGAAACUGAUGUACCGUUAGUUAUGGAGAAAUCUGAGCAGAUUAAAGAAACUGACGUACCGUUAGUUAUGGAGAAAUCUGAGCAGAUUAAAGAAACUAACGUACCGUUAGUUAUGGAGAAAUCUGAGCAGAUUAAAGAAAUUGGUGUACCAUUAGUCAUGGAGAAAUCUGAGCAAAUUAAAGAAACUAACGUACCAGUAGUUAUGGAGAAAUCUGAGCAAAUUAAAGAAACUAACGUACCAGUAGUUAUUGAGAAAUCUGAGCAAAUUAAGGAAACUAACGUACCAGUAGUUAUGGAGAAAUCGGAGCAAAUUAAAGAAACUAACGUACCGGUAGUUAUGGAGAAAUCUGAGCAAAUUAAAGAAACUAACGUACCAGCAGUUAUCGAGCAGUCUGAGCAAAUUAAAGAAACCAACUUACCAGUAGUUAUGGAGAAAUCUGAGCAAAUUAAAGAAACCAAUGUACCAGCAGUUAUCGAGCAGUCUGAGCAAAUUAAAGAAACCAACGUCGAAUCAUCAUCUUCACCUGUAAUAGAAUUAAAAUCUCAAGCUCUUAUUCGUGGGGGUUCCAUUGAUUCAUUAAUCCACGAACUUGUAUUUGAAACUCAAAAAGGCUCUGAAGAAAAUGAUGAAUUUCUUCAUUCAUUUCUUUUAACUUAUCCACUUUUUGCUGAAAUAUCUCACGUUUCUCGUGAAUUGAAACGUUGCGCAAGCAUCCAAACACGUGAUGAUAUUUGGAACGCCAUGUUAGAUAUUGCUGAUGAUGUAUUUGAAAAAAAUCCUUCUUAUUUAGAAGAGAUAAAGAGAUUAAUACAAAGUUCACGUGAUAGUACAUUAAGUGUUGAUAACAAUGAAGAAGAAAUUACAAUAAAAGGGUCUCUGUAUCAACCUGUCCCUGCACCUCUUUCAUUAGAUCUUUCUAAUUUGCUUGUUACUG
Messenger RNA from Scutellospora calospora, 3043 nucleotides. The record is from the annotation of a GenBank genome assembly. Lineage: Eukaryota; Fungi; Glomeromycota; Glomeromycetes; Diversisporales; Gigasporaceae.